CAGUUGUUUAAUAUGUAUUAAGUAUACAAGGUUUUCGCUUUGAAAUUUUCAGAACGUGCACCAGCUCACGACAUAUUUGUCCUGGCAGAAUCCAUAGCUACACAGACUUUUAUGCAAACAAUAAUAACUGGACUAGGUAUUGUGUGGGCUACGACAAACGAAGUGUUUGCAGAUUUUGGAGACUUGAAUUUGACACAACUUGGAGAAGAGAGAAGACGUGUUACUCGAAUAGCUUUGAAAAAAUUGAUGAGCCCGGCGUUGGAUAUUGACAAUAUGACCAAUCUUAUUGAAAUGAGAAGAAUUUUACCCACAGAUUCUGUACAACAUAAAAUCGUCCGUGCAACAGACAGAUCUAUAGAGGAAGACUAUCCAAUAAGGAUGUGUAAUUUAAUAGCGUUGUCGUUGAGUACAAAAUUCCCAACGUUGUACAUCAAAGUUGUUCAGGCUCGCCCGCAUAGUACUUGUAUCCUGAAUGAUGACCAUACACCAUUGGGUUACAAAACGUACAGAAAAAUUGAAGGCGUAUGGUGGCAAGUAAGCAACACUGCCGUUUAUCAUACAGUGCAACUACUGAAAGAACAGUUAUGAUACAAUUUUAUACCAGGAACCGAAUUUGAUAACUCUUUUGAAAUUAUAUGUUGUUUUAUUUAAAUAAUAA
Molecule: messenger RNA, 658 nt
Organism: Adelges cooleyi (spruce gall adelgid)
Lineage: Eukaryota; Metazoa; Arthropoda; Insecta; Hemiptera; Adelgidae
Exons: 6
Coding region: 112-588 (158 amino acids)
Source: RefSeq, a predicted model, not a curated record